Pseudocercospora fijiensis CIRAD86 is the source of this 1779-nucleotide messenger RNA. RefSeq lists its product as uncharacterized. The coding region runs from base 256 to 1551 and encodes 431 amino acids. Gene Ontology annotation, biological process: dehydro-D-arabinono-1,4-lactone biosynthetic process. The record is from RefSeq and is a predicted model, not a curated record. Gene Ontology annotation, cellular component: cytosol. The transcript has a single exon. Gene Ontology annotation, molecular function: D-arabinose 1-dehydrogenase [NAD(P)+] activity. NCBI's taxonomy places the organism in Eukaryota, Fungi, Ascomycota, Dothideomycetes, Mycosphaerellales, Mycosphaerellaceae.
CCGGCUUAUUACCUUAUGCAACACCUAAGUUAUUUUCCUUCGCCGCGUGCGCGCGCCGCGCCGGGGUUUACGCUGGAAGGGAACCGGUGGUAGGCUUAACUUGUAAUCAUGACUUCAACACUCGCAUUGCUGCCCACCACAAUGCGGUGAGCAUCUCUGUUGACCUUGACUACUGUCUCGCUCGCUUCGAAGAUUGUCUCGUUUCCCUGCCUACCCACUUCUCCCGAGGACCACUCCAACUCUCCUCCCAACAACAUGGCCGCCAAAGUCCCCCUCUCCAGCGUGCUGCCGCCGCUGAUCUUCGGAACCGCGACGUUCAACUACCAAUACAACAAAGACCCAUAUGAAUUGGACACGGCCGGCCUGGUCAAGAUGGCCCUCGAAUGCGGCAUCAAAGCCUUUGACACUUCGCCUUACUAUGGCCCUUCAGAAGACAUUCUUGGCGACGCUCUCGACACAGACUUCAUCCGAAAUAACUUCCCCCGAAACGACUUCUUCUUGAUCACGAAAUGCGGUCGCAUCGCAUCAGACGAAUUCGACUAUUCGAAAGAGUGGAUAUAUCAAAGCGUGCAGCGAAGUCUGCAACGAUUGAAGACCAAGUAUUUGGAUGUGGUGUACUGUCACGAUGUGGAGUUUGUGUCUGAAGAUGAAGUUAUGGAAGCGAUCCACGAAUUACGAAGAAUACGAGAUACAGAAGGCACGGUGAAGUACAUUGGCAUAUCAGGAUACCCACUGGACGCGUUGUGCUCGAUCGCGCGACGGGUGUUGCGAGAGACCGGCGAGCCAUUGGAUGCAGUCAUGUCAUACGCAAACUUCACGAUACAAAACCAGCUGCUGGCGACAAAAGGAAUUCAUCAGCUCCGUGAGGCGGGUGUAGAUGUUGUGCCGAACGCUUCUCCGCUUGGAAUGGGUCUGCUUCGACGAGAAGGUGUACCAAUCGGCAGCAUGGGCAACUGGCAUCCUGCCAGCAAUGAAUUGCGAGCCGCAGUCAAGCGCGCUAGCGACUUCUGCGACAGACACGACGAGAAGCUCGAAGUCAUUGCGAUCCGAUAUGCACUGGAGAAUUGGCUGAAGAUUGGUGCUUCGGUGGGGUCGCGAGGCGAUCCCGCAUCUGGAGUGCCCUGGCAGCCUGAGGAGAACGAACGAUUCCGCGGUGCGCGAUUGGGCGUGAGUGUGAUGGGUGUGAGCAAAGAAAGCGAAUUGCACAAGACUAUGUGCGUUUGGCGAUCAAUCCUGGACGGACUAGAUGGAGGCGCCGAGACGGCACGCCUCGCUGGACGAUGGAAGCGCGACCACGAAUGGAGCUUGAAUCGACAGAAAGCAGUGGCAAUCCUGGCAGACGGUAUCCAAGAACAUCUUGACGCCUAUCUCGACUACACUUGGGAGUCUCCUGGGCCAGGGUUUGUGAAUAGACGUGCGAAAAAGCAGGGCACAUAUCUCGAGCCCGGUGCGAAUGCGCCCGCGAAUUCGCCGUGGACGCCUGCGCAAAGCCCGCAACCCGAUGAGUUACCCGGUCCUCCAGGGGACACACAGCGCUUGGCUCUGCGAUAGAGAAGACAGAGAGGUGACGGGUGGAGGUGGACAGGCUGAACAUGUAUGCAUGCAAGAAAGCGAAGAUGGGGCGGCAAUGUGCGAUUCGUGUAGAGGGCGGUCGGGCUGGGGGAGGGCCUGUGCCAUGUAGCGUGUCUUCGCAUGUUUGAGCGAGAGAGACGGAGCUAUUCUCAUCGUUAUUAUAGAGGAUGAAACGACUAUGAUGAGCUCGCUGUGGGCAAUAAUAGG